Molecule: messenger RNA, 793 nt
Organism: Spodoptera exigua (beet armyworm)
Lineage: Eukaryota; Metazoa; Arthropoda; Insecta; Lepidoptera; Noctuidae
Source: the annotation of a GenBank genome assembly
AUGGUAACUUGCCGCCCGUCCAGAAUCAGACCCAAGCGUACGGAAGCGCCUAGCAUUCCACGCGCGCUUCAAAGAGUCAAUGGACCACCACAGACGGGACUCUACAGGGCAGAUCAGCCAGAGUUGCGGGGCAAGCGCAAUAGAAGGAACGGCGGCUUUAGUCCGGGAGAGAGCUACACAGACUACGUGGCAACGCGGUGGUACCGAGCGCCAGAACUGCUGGUCGGCGACACCAUGUACAGCACUCCUGUGGACGUGUGGGCUAUCGGUUGCGUCUUCGCGGAACUACUGUCAGGCGAGGCAUUGUGGCCGGGUAAAAGCGACCUAGACCAAUUAUACUUAAUACGAAAAACUCUUGGGGAUCUACUGCCCAGGCAUAUGACAAUAUUCUCACAAAAUACAUUUUUUCAGGGUAUGGCGCUGCCGGAGCCAACCUCAGUGGAACCACUACAAAAGAAAAUACCUCAGCGGUACUCCUCCAACGAACUGGUGCUAGACUUUUUGCAUAAAUGCUUAGACAAAGACCCAAUGGUGCGAUGGACCUGCGAGCAACUGCUGAGGCAUCCCAUCUUCGAGAACUUUCUCUUCACAGUACCACAUUCAGACCACGAGGAGUAUGAAAAAUCAAGAAGAGCGCAGGUCCAGUCAUCACCCCUGCUGCCCCAACUGAUAGUGACGGACCGAAACCAGCAGAACAAGAACAAGAAGACAGAGCUCGACUCCAGGAGUCACCUGCCCACCAUCUGACUAGCGCCGCGCGCGCGCAUUCUACCCUCGUUGUGAUUAAAUGUUC